AUGGAGCCGUACGCGUGCCCACGCUCACUUCCUGUUCGGAGCGGGCGGCGGGCGAGCUGUGCCCGCUUCUGUAGAGUGUUUGAGUUCGACUGGCCGUCCGUUGGAGGUUGUGGGUUUGACUCCUGGAGAAAGAAUCCGGAGUUCUCGGGAGCAGCGGUUCUACACGAGGCCCGCAGGGAGCAGGUGGCAGAGACGUGCAGACUCCACAGCGCCUCCAGCAGGAAGAGGAGAGUGCUGACCCCGGGGGACCUCAAACAUCUGGUGGUGGACGAGGAGCACGAGCUGAUCUACUGCUACGUCCCCAAAGUGGCCUGCACCAACUGGAAACGCGUCAUGAUGGUUCUGACGGGGCAGGGCAAAUACAGUGACCCGAUGGAGAUACCGUCAAACGAAGCUCACGUUCCGUCCAAUCUGAAGACUUUAAACCAGUACAGCAUCGCCGACAUCAACCACCGCCUCAAGACCUACCUCAAGUUCCUCUUCGUCCGAGAACCUUUUGAACGCCUGGUCUCCGCCUACCGCAACAAAUUCACCCUCAAGUACAACUCCUCCUUCCACAAACGCUUCGGAACCCGGAUCGUACGGCGCUAUCGCAAAAACGCCACCGUGGAAGCUCUGACCACCGGCGACGAUGUCAAGUUCAGGGAGUUCGCCGAGUAUCUGGUGGAUCCCGCCACGCAGCGAGACGGCCCCCUGAACGAGCACUGGCAGACGGUGUACCAGCUGUGCCACCCCUGCCACAUCCACUACGAUCUGGUGGGAAAGUACGAAACCUUGGAGGAAGACGCUAACUACAUCCUGCGGUUAAUCGGAAUGGGGAACGCGCUGAGAUUCCCGAGCUACGCUAAGUCGACUCGCACGACGGACGCGAUGACGGCGCAGUUUUUUAGCAAUAUUAGCAGCCAACAGCAAGUGCAGCUUUACCAACUUUACAAACUGGACUUUUUAAUGUUUAACUACACCACGCCCAGUUAUCUCAAGAUCGACUAG
Boleophthalmus pectinirostris (great blue-spotted mudskipper) is the source of this 990-nucleotide messenger RNA. It is a transcript of the gene chst11, whose product is annotated as carbohydrate (chondroitin 4) sulfotransferase 11. Gene Ontology annotation, cellular component: membrane. Gene Ontology annotation, molecular function: sulfotransferase activity. Gene Ontology annotation, biological process: proteoglycan biosynthetic process; carbohydrate biosynthetic process. Bases 1 to 990 code for a protein of 329 amino acids. The record is from RefSeq and is a predicted model, not a curated record. The transcript has 3 exons. Lineage: Eukaryota; Metazoa; Chordata; Actinopteri; Gobiiformes; Gobiidae.